Messenger RNA from Dovyalis caffra, 912 nucleotides. NCBI's taxonomy places the organism in Eukaryota, Viridiplantae, Streptophyta, Magnoliopsida, Malpighiales, Salicaceae. The record is from the annotation of a GenBank genome assembly.
AUGAAUUGCAUUUUAGUGUUCCAAUGGUCAGGGCGUUCUUUCGCGCUUAACACCGGGAUAGAUGCAUCCACAUUGGCAUUGGCAUUAGAACAAUUAGAGGCCAAACUCAUUUUUGUGGAUUACCAGUUCACCGAUGUUGCACUCAAGGCACUAGAGCUACUCUCGCUUAAAAAUGUCAAUCCACCCCAACUUGUGGUAAUCCCCAAUGGUGACAAAUCGACUUCUUCAAUGGACCAAAAACACUUACUCCGUAACUUGAAUUACAAUGGUCUUCUUGAAAUGGGGAGAGAUGAUUUUACAAUAAUUCGACCAAAUAAUGAAUGUGAUCCAAUUUCGGUGAAUUAUACUUCGAUGGACAUGUUUCGAUGCAAUGGAUGGUGUCUUACUUGGUCAAUGGCUGCCGUUGGUGCUACCAAUAUCCGCCUUAGAAAUGUCUCAGCAGAAAUCAUAUUUGAUGCAAUAUCACUUCACAAGCUAGGUCCAUUUCCAAAUCCGGAGAUUCUUACCAAGGUUGAAGGAUUGGGAUUUAGUGUGUAUCAUGGUUAUGGGAUGACGGAGGUCCUUGGUCCAUCAAUUGUUAGGCCAUGGAAACCCGAAUUGGAUUCUAAUUUCGGAGGUGAAAAAGAAAAAAUUAAAAAUCGUGAAGGAGUGCAUAACCUUUUGAUUGAAGGGGCUGAUGUGAAGGAUCCAAACACCAUGGAAAGCGUACCAAAUGAUGGGAAAACCAUUGGUGAGGUGAUGUUUAGAAGCAACAUUUUGAUGUCGUGGUACCCGAAAAAUUCAGAAAUUACUCAAAAAGCUUUUAGGGGCGGAUGGUAUCACACAAGAGACCUUGGUGUUAGGCAUCCGAAUGGUUACAUAGAAAUGAAGGACCGAGCUAAAGAUAUUAUCAUGUCGGGGGAGAGGCUAUAA